AUGCAGCACAACACUAAGCAAGGUCUAAUAUUCCUUGCAUUCUUGAUCGUCUGUGGAGGAGGUAUCGCCACCGCCUUUGUCCUUGUGCGCAACUCCCAUAACAAGCAUCCGCAGUCCGGAAAGCGUGAAAUGGCAGGCAUGAAUCCAUACAAUAUCUACGCCAGGAGUCUUCCUACAAACGCUUUGACUUCUAGACAUAGUGUACCCGAGAGAAACGAAUCCACCCAACUUCACCCCUCCCAUACCCAUCAUAACACAUCGGCUCAAAAUCGCAAUAGGCAUCGCUCAUUUACUCCAGAAAUAAAACUUGAUAAUCCAGGCAGUCAAUUUGUCACCAUUCCGACUACUACAGCUACAUCAGCCAACGUACAACCGUUAUCAGCCGCUGCUACUAGUAGUGCUUCGUCUAUCGAUAUUUACUCAUCCUUCACAGUGGAAACCUUGAGUACUUUAUCGGCCGCAGCAGGAUUCCAGAACACUGCUGCUUCGUCAUCAGAUUCAAGUUUCGACGCUGGCCCGAUUUCCACAACUCCAUCGAGUCCGCAGCCAUUGGCCACGACUGUUAGUAGACACAGCCAUCCUCGUAAGUUUCGAGGUUGA
Botrytis deweyae is the source of this 600-nucleotide messenger RNA. RefSeq lists its product as uncharacterized. Bases 1 to 600 code for a protein of 199 amino acids. The transcript has a single exon. The record is from RefSeq and is a predicted model, not a curated record. Lineage: Eukaryota; Fungi; Ascomycota; Leotiomycetes; Helotiales; Sclerotiniaceae.